GUAGGAGUAGAUGUCAAGAUAACAAGAUGCUCUACAGUUUCUUACUGGUUUUUCUCUUUCAGCUUAUGUAUACUGGUGGAAAGCUAAUUAUUCAGUCCUCCAGUUUGACUGCAGAUGUUGGUACAAAUGUCACAUUAAUAUGUGAUAUCGCAAAUGCAUUUGGUCAGUGCGUCUCUGUUAGAUGGCUUUUGCACCAAGAAGAAAAUGGCCUUACACUUUACCUCCCAGGCAUCAGGAACAUGACCAGAAAAGCUCAGCAAGACAUACUGUGUUCACUGACAAUUCAAACAAGUCUUUCAGAUAAUGGCACAUUUUACUGUUUACUGCUGAAUGAGGGUAUGGAUUAUAUAGGUAAUGGAACAAUGCUGACAGUCAUGGCUCCAGAUAUAACCAGCAGGCAGAAAGUGAACAAUUAUGACCACAUAGAUUUACAACAAGUUAAGGAACAUCAGUGUUUGAUCCCCUUGGCUGUUUUAGGAGGGAUCUUACUUCUGAUCAUCAUGGGAAUCCUAUCCUUAUGUGCCUUCUACAAAAGACCUACUUUGAUGCACCAGAGAGACAGUAAUGUAUCAGAGCAACAUCAACAAUCCUCCAGUGAGACCCAAUAUGCUACUCUGAAGUUCAUAACCGGCAGACAUGAGCGUGUUUUAAAAUCCUGAAUUUUGUAUUGGUAAACAUUAUUUUGGUUAAAUCUAAUUUUAAGUUUGAAUUCAUUUGAAUAGUCAUAUACAUUAUAUGUUUUGUGCACCAUAAUUUACUUUUUACAUUUUUUUAAUUUUAUGAACUUAGAGUUUUGCGAAUUUGUAUUAAUAUCAGCACUGCAACUAAAACGUUAUUCAUUCUCAUUACUCAGUGCCAGAAGCCCCAUGCCCUGGAAUGUUUCUUGCUUUCUUCAUCCACCAAAUUUGUAUUUAAUCAGCAGUAGUUCACUUAGUGGGUAAUUAUAAAUCUCUUUAUAAUUUGACUGAGAUAGAACAAACCUUUUAUCAGAAGUAAAAAAUAACAGUCUAGAGGGUAUGGAGUCUCUGAGUCUUGGAGCACAGCUAGUGCAGCCUGUUCAUUUAAAGAAUAUGAUAUACAUUUAAUAUAGUUUAGUGAUUUACUGUAAACUGUAAAACAAAAGAAAAAAAGAAUUAUGCACUUUGGAAGUAUUUUUAUCCUGUGACCUACAACUAUAUACAACAUACACACACUGAUACAGCAUAUACCAAGAAUUUUCAAAUUUAAUAGUAUAAUUAAAUUAAUAUAUAAAUAUAAUUGUUAUUUAAAACAACAGGUAGGCUUAAUAUUUUAACAUUUUGCCUAUUAAUUAACCCAGAAAGUUUUUUUUAUAUUUCUGAAUGCAUUCAAUUAAACCUAUUUAAGUUGAGAAGUAAAUGUGUUUAAUAACUGCAAGAACUUUAUAAUAACUCUAAAUACAUUUGAUAAUCCUGGUUUGUUUUAUCAAAAAAUCAGAUAAAUCAUUUCUGGAUAAGUGUCACUCACUCCUACCAGUCCCUUGAUACCAAUUUGUGAACUAUUGGCAUAUACAAUAUGAGUUAAGUCAACUAAUUUGAACCAUUUGGUUUUGGGAAGGAAAUCAAGAACUGUGCUGGG
Molecule: messenger RNA, 1596 nt
Organism: Silurus meridionalis
Lineage: Eukaryota; Metazoa; Chordata; Actinopteri; Siluriformes; Siluridae
Exons: 6
Coding region: 27-659 (210 amino acids)
Source: RefSeq, a predicted model, not a curated record